AAUUCUUUAAAAUUAAUAAUUUAAUUUCAUUGAAAAUAUUUUCAAUUUUUAUUCAUUUUAAUUUUAUUUUUAAAAAAUGGAAGAACAAGAAGGUUUAACUCAAAGUAAUGAACAAAAAUCACACAAUGGUUAUAAACUUGUUCAGUCAAGUAUAAAACAGAGUUACACUGCUUUGAAGAAGACAUCAGAGCUGCAAAAAAAGAUAGAACGUCAGAGAGAUGUGGCAAGAAGGACAGCAUCUUUUACUGACCAGCAAGGGAAAAAAUCUCAUUUUGUUUCACGGUCAAGACUGACUGUACCUUCAAAUAACAGUCGGGUAACACAGAAAGACAUGAUAAACUCUAGUUCUAACACAGCUGACCAGCAGCCACUAGUUGCUAUAAUGUCAGAUGAAAGUGAUGAGGAUGAAUUUGAUGUGCCAAGAUUACCUAAAGCUGCUCAUAAAGAAAUUACAGAACAAUUAAUCAAAGAUGGCUAUAACCUUGACCUUGAACCAGAUGAUGAAGAUCUUGACCUGAUACCACCACGGCCCCUUAAUGAGAGAUGUGCGUGUUGUCAGCUUACAAACUCUUGCUCAAUACUCUGACAUGUUCCAACACUGUGUAGUGCUUUCCCAUCAUGUUAUUGCAAGUGAUUGUUUCAAGAUAACAGAUAUUUUAUUCUAAUAUAUUAUUAUAGCUCAGUAUUGCUCCAUGUAACUCGUUGUUGUGGUCUUAAGAAUGUUACAUUGACAUAAUAACAAACUGCUUCUAAAUGUUCUGGGUGUUUAUUUUAUAUCUAUCCGAACUGUGUUAUUUUGCUAAGUUUAAAGUGCAGUUUCACAAUGAGAAGAAAACACACUUCAUUAAAGUCAUGCUUAGAAUGGAAAAGUAAACUAGAGUUAUAGCUUCUAAUAGAAUCUACUUACUUUAAAAAUUCCUUUGUUCUUCCAGAAAACAAAAUUGGCACUGUCAAUGAUUAUCAUUAUGUAUUAUCAGAACUUUCUACAUGUACAAAUAUAUAUAUAUAUAUAUUUAUUUAUUUUUGUUACCUUGAGCAAUAUAAAUACACUGACUCUAAAAACAAUAAUUGUAGAAGUGAUUGUGGUAACUAAAAAUAAUUAAAACAAUGACAGACAGAAACUAAAUGAAAAAGUUGAGCCUAAGAACUCCAAACUUUUUUUAUUUUUGAUAUUUAAAACUACAUCAGUUCAUUUUAAUCUCAGUUCCAGAUUUUUGAAAAAAAAAAUUAUUUGUUACUAUUUCAGUUUAUCUUUUUUUUUUUUUAAAUUUCAUUUUUGUUUUUACAAUUCCAUUUCAGUUUCAAUUGACUAAAAUCAUGAUAUGAACAAUGCAAAACUAAAUUUGUAUUAAAUUCUGACUGACUGAUGUUAGUGUUGUUUACUUUUCAUUCUCCUCCUUUUUUAAAAUCUCAAUUUCAUCUUUCUAUGUUCUAUAAUAAUUUUGUUUAAUAACAACUUGACAAAUUGUGUUUUAAAUUAUAGUAGUCCUAUUGAAUGUAAUGAUUCAACUGCAGUACAAACUCAUGGUUCUUAAAUUGUAAUUUACAAAACUAUUGUAAACUGAUUUUAAAUAUCAAGUCUUCAAGUAUACAGAAAAUCUACUUCACUUUUACAUAAGAAAUCUGUACAUUAACA
Messenger RNA from Biomphalaria glabrata, 1636 nucleotides. RefSeq names its product protein FAM219A-like. The record is from RefSeq and is a predicted model, not a curated record. Lineage: Eukaryota; Metazoa; Mollusca; Gastropoda; Planorbidae. The transcript has 5 exons. Bases 77 to 586 code for a protein of 169 amino acids.